Lotus japonicus is the source of this 3055-nucleotide messenger RNA. Its product is annotated as receptor-like protein EIX2. Bases 80 to 2764 code for a protein of 894 amino acids. The record is from RefSeq and is a predicted model, not a curated record. The transcript is spliced from 2 exons. Lineage: Eukaryota; Viridiplantae; Streptophyta; Magnoliopsida; Fabales; Fabaceae. Gene Ontology annotation, molecular function: protein binding.
ACGACCCUAUAAGAAGUGAGCACCGGAGAGCAGCAAACAACCAACAAAAUUAAGUUCUUGCUCUCCAAUCUAAUUAACCAUGUCCACUGUUAGCUUUUCACAAUUUUCUAUUGCCUUUCUUCUGUUCUUAUCUACAACAACAUUCCAUAGUGACAUGUUCUGUACUAGUACAAAUCUGCAGCUUCGUUGCAAUGAGAGGGACCGUUCUUCACUACUGCAAUUCAAACGUGGUGUCAUAGACAAUUCCAGCAUGCUCUCCUCUUGGUCCAAUGAAGAAGAUUGUUGUGCAUGGAAAGGAGUUCAUUGUGACAACAUCACAGGCAGAGUCACAAGACUUGAUCUAAAUCAACAAUACUUGCAAGGUGAAAUUAACCUCUCCUUGUUUGAUAUUGAGUUCCUGAGCUACUUGGACUUGAGCAUAAAUUUCUUUAGUGGCAUAACUCUUCCACCUACCUUCAACCAAUCUAGUAAACCUGCUAACUUCUCUAAUAUUCAGUAUCUGGACUUAUCCUUCAAUGAUGAUUUUCACAUGGACAAUCUUCACUGGCUUUCAAAACUUUCUUCCUUGAAAUUUCUCAACCUCAGCGAAAUUAACCUUGUAAAUGAAACAAGCUGGCUUCAGUCCAUGUCAAUGCAUCCUUCACUGUUAGAGCUAAGAUUGGCAAGCUGUCAAUUGACCAAUAUCAACCCAUCCAUCAAGUUUGUGAAUUUUACUUCACUUGUGACUCUUGAUCUCUCUGGAAAUUCAUUUCAUUCUAGUUUACCUUAUUGGUUGUUUAAUCUCAGCAGUGAUAUCGCUCAUGUUGACCUUAGCUUCAAUUUUCUACAAGGUCAAAUACCCAAGAGCUUGCUAAGUCUUGGAAAGCUUAAAUCUUUAAGGUUGCAUAACAAUGAACUCAAUGGAUCCAUUCCAGAUUGGUUAGGGAAGCAUGAAAAUUUACAAAAUCUGGUUCUAUCUGAGAACUUGUUUCAUGGCUCUAUCCCUUCAUCUCUAGGAAAUCUCUCAACCUUGGUUGACUUGGGAAUCAGCUCAGAUUCCUUGAGUGGUAAUCUUCCAACCAGUCUUGGACAACUCUUCAAUUUGAAGAGUUUAAACAUUGGAGGCAAAUCCUUGUCAGGCGUUCUUUCUGAACAACAUUUUUCCAAUCUACACAAUUUGGAGUCACUCAUCUUGACUUCACCUUUUGCAUUUGAGUUGGAUCCUGAAUGGAUUCCUCCCUUUCAAUUGGAAGGAGUAGGUUUGAUCAAUACAAUCCUAGGUCCUAAUUUUCCAGCUUGGAUAUAUACCCAAAAGUCACUAGACUUUCUUGAUGUUUCUAAAUCAAAUAUUUCAUCCAUAAAUGGAGACAAAUUUUGGAGAUUUGUAGCUAAUAUUACCCAUGUCAACAUUGCCAGCAACUUAAUCAGUGCAGACUUAACAAACAUCACCCUGAGCUCCAAGUUUUUAUUUAUGGACUGCAAUAAUUUCACUGGAAGGCUCCCACAUAUUUCUUCAAAUGUCUUCUAUUUGGGUUUGUCCCGCAAUUCUCUCUUUGGACCCAUUUCCUCUAUGUUUUGCCACAAAUUGGGUAGGGAAAAUAGCUUGGAUUAUUUGGACAUAUCAUUCAAUCUCUUAUCUGGAGCUGUUCCUGAUUGUUGGCAGUAUUGGAGAGGUUUGUCUUUCCUUUUCAUGGAGAGCAACAAUCUAACUGGUGAACUCCCUCCAUCCAUGGGCUCAUUAAUUGAUCUCAUUAUACUGGAUUUGCACAACAACAGCUUGUUUGGCAAUUUUUCGGUGGAUCUAUCAAACACAACAAACUUGCAAUUCAUCAACAUUGGAGAAAACAAUUUCUCUGGAACUGUACCAGUGAAGCUUCCACAUAGCAUGGAAGUGAUGCUUUUGGGAUCAAACCAAUUUGAAGGUAACAUUCCACCAGAGCUGUGCACUCUCUCUUCACUGUUACAAUUGGAUCUUUUCCAUAACAAACUUUCAGGGCAUAUUCCUCCAUGCAUAGGCAACAUUACCGGCAUGGGUGGAGUGAAAAAACCGAGCCACUUUCAAUUUCAUGAAUUCAAUGUGCAUAACAAAGGCCUUGAGUUAGAGUAUAGAGAUUAUGGACUAUGGCGAAAUCUUGACCUUUCAUCUAACAACUUAUCAGGGGAAAUCCCCCCAGAAGUUUUCAACCUUGUUCAGUUGAAGUCCUUGAACUUGUCUCGAAAUCAUUUAACAGGAAAGAUACCAAGAGAGAUUGGACACAUGAAAAACUUGGAAUCUAUUGAUCUGUCCAGCAACAAACUCUUUGGAGAAAUUCCUGUUACAAUGUCUACCUUGUCUUUCUUGGAAUUCUUGAAUCUUUCAAACAAUGGAUUGGUUGGACAAAUCCCAAUAGGGACUCAGCUUCAGAGUUUUGAUGCCUCCUGCUAUGCUGGAAAUCCUAAACUUUGUGGAAUUCCUCUGCCAAAAAGCUGCAUAGAAGGAGAAGGAGAAAAUGGUGAUGAUGAUGAAUCAAAGCAACAUGGAGGAAACAAUGAUGAUAAUGCUUUUCAAAAUUCACUCUACCUUGGUUUGGGUGUUGGUUUUGCAGUGGGAUUUUGGGGGACUUGUGGUUCUCUAUUCUUAAACAGGGCUUGGAGGCAUGCAUAUUUUCGAUUCCUUAAUCAUGUUGUAGACCAACUUCAUGUGUCUGUGGCCCUCAAAUUAAAGCUUAACCGAUUUAGUGGAUCACCAAGAAGGCAAGAAUUUCCAACUGAUCAAACCUUCACACAACGCUUCUCAAGUAAUUAAGAGUGCAUCCCAUAUUUUUAUGGAAAGCUUGAAGAUUCAAAGCAUUGGUAUGUAGUCGGGGACUAUAUUCAAAAUAGAAGAUAGAAUGAGACCUUUGUCAAGUUGCUGUGGCAUUUAUGAUAUGUAUUAGUUCUGAAUUUAAUAUGGUAUAGAUUUUGGACCUGUUAAGGAAAGCGUGUAACCAUUCCAUAUUUCAUGUACUGGCCAUGUAAAUAACAUGAUACUAGUAUUGAUCCCGCGCCAUGCACGGAUGAAAUAAUAAUACUUUCCCAGGUUUGAUACUAGUAUUAA